Messenger RNA from Sitodiplosis mosellana (orange wheat blossom midge), 1644 nucleotides. RefSeq names its product protein arginine methyltransferase NDUFAF7 homolog, mitochondrial. Gene Ontology annotation, biological process: mitochondrial respiratory chain complex I assembly. The coding region runs from base 102 to 1502 and encodes 466 amino acids. Lineage: Eukaryota; Metazoa; Arthropoda; Insecta; Diptera; Cecidomyiidae. Gene Ontology annotation, molecular function: protein-arginine omega-N symmetric methyltransferase activity. The transcript has 4 exons. The record is from RefSeq and is a predicted model, not a curated record. Gene Ontology annotation, cellular component: mitochondrion.
UCUGACAUUUAACAUAACCUCUAUAUUUUGCUUUUGUUUUGAAUAUGAUAAGUUUGAAUGACAGGUGUAAAUAAAAAGCGUAUUUUAGUAUCUAGGCCACUAUGCAGGUAUUACAGCGAAUAUUUGCCGUUCAAAAUACAAAAUGCUUGCGUGGUAUGCUACGACAUUUUUGUUACAAGCCUAUCAAAAGACCCACGUUAAACAUACCGGCAAAAAGUAGAGUUGCAGCACAGGCUGAUGCUGAAAAAAAUCAAUCUCUUUCGAAUGUCCUGAAGACGCUUAUUUCCGCAACGGGCCCCAUAUCAGUAGCAGAAUAUAUGAAACAUGUUUUGACAAAUCCCAAUAGUGGCUACUACAUGUUGAAAGAUGUGUUUGGCGAAAAAGGGGAUUUUAUAACGUCUCCAGAAAUUAGCCAGAUAUUCGCUGAGCUGGUAGCCAUUUGGUGUUUGUCGGAGUGGCAAAAGUGUGGAUCACCGGGACCGCUACAGGUGGUUGAACUUGGCCCUGGCAGAGGCACCCUGUCACAGGAUAUACUUCGAGUCUUUGCACAAUUUGGUUUGUCUGACAAGUUUUCCUUGCACCUGGUUGAAGUUAGUCCAUAUUUGAGUGAAUUGCAAGCAAAACGUCUUUGCUGUCAGCACACUGAAACCAAAAAAGGAGAUCUUGAUUCAGUUCCGUACUACCGUAAGGGCGAAUCUGUGUCGGGAAUCGAAAUAUUUUGGUAUCGUGAAAUCAAACACGUGCCAAAAUCAUUUUCGAUUUUCUUGGCUCAUGAGUUUUUCGAUGCUUUACCCAUUCACAAAUUUCAUCGGACCGAUGAUAACAGUUGGCAGGAGAUUCUAAUCGACACAGACAAAACAGAAGAGAACCAUUUUCGAUUUGUGACUUCGAAUGCAAAAACAACAAUGCUUGGCCUAUUUUUAACACGACCCUGGAUCGAUAAAGACGUCCAACUCCCCAACGAUAUCGAAUACUCAGCGGAAACUGAGCAGACAAUUGAUGUGAUGGCCAAUCGUAUCGAAGAAAAUGGAGGAUUUGCCCUUAUAAUGGAUUAUGGUCACUCUGGCGAAAAAGGUGAUACGUUUAGAGCGUUUAAGAAUCACAAACUACACAAUCCCUUGGUAGACCCUGGAACAGCCGACGUGACAGCUGACGUAAAUUUUGCACAUAUCAAGAUGAUUGCAGAGCAUAAUAACCGAGUUGUCACAUAUGGUCCAAUUGAACAAAAAGAUUUCCUCAGUCGAAUGGGCGGUGAGACACGCCUUAAAAAUCUAAUGGACAAAGCAGCCUCUACGAAUGAUGCAAAUUUACUAAAGUCUGGCUAUGAUAUGUUGACGGAACCAUUGAAGAUGGGUUCACGCUUCAAAUUCUUUGCAAUGUUCCCAAAGAUUCUCGAAAAUCAUUUAAAGAAAUUUCCUGUAAAUGGGUUUUCCGUGCCGAGCAACAAAAUCAUGUUUGAACUUAUGCGCGCAUUUUUGAGGUUAUGUGCAAAUGACAGAUGAAUCAAUGAACUGUGUUUUUUUCGAAGUCGAAAAAUGCUUUCGGCGCUGCAAUCGUUGAGGUAUUUGUUUUUGUUUUUCAUAUUGCGUAGAUUCUUCUCGAUGUACAACGACAUAGCAAUCGAAUAAAAGAAGAAGAAGACAC